UCAAUGAAAAUGCUGGCUGGCACAUUUUAAUAACUUAAUUAAGAGCAGUAAGCAUGUAGUCAGCUCAGAGAGCGAUAGUAAAAUCAGUUUUCGUUAUGCAAAAGUUUUUGGUGGUCAUAUAAAAUCGUGUGAAAAUGGCGCAAAAAUCGAACUCUGAUCUUUUUUGUGUUAGUCCCAAGAACAUGAUCUUCUAUGCACCGUACAAUCGCGUGCAGAGACGUUUGAUCACUCUAUUGAAUCCAACCGAGGAGCGGCUGCUCUUCAAGGUACUGACGAAUGCGCCAUGGCAAUACAAUGCCAUGCCGAACUGUGGCUUCAUCGAGCCAUACGACAUCAGCGAGGUCUGCAUCAGCCUGCAUAACUUUGAGUUCGAGCCGCAUAAGGAAUAUAGCCAUCGCGUCUGCAUCCAGUGCAUUCGAGCGCCGCCCACUGAUUACCUGAAUAACCAAACAAUUCUGUGCAUAUUCAAGCAAGUGCGUCGCUCCAAGAUCCACAAUGUGCGUGUGCCCAUCGAACUGAACCCCGAGCCCAUAUGUAUACCACAACAUGAGGUGGAUGCCAUUUUUCAAAACGAUAUCCAAAAGCUCAUCUGGGACCUGCGACCCAUCAACACGGACUACAUGGCCCAGCUCAAGGAAGUGACCAUGGCGGGCCUUAGGAAACGCUGCAGCUGGGUACGCAUGCUACUGGGGCCGCUUAUCUUAAUAUCGACUGGGCUGGCUGCUGCUUAUAUUCAUCAUCAUUUUCAAAACGAACCAUUCACAGAAAUAAAGACGGGGGAAUGUGACUACUAA
Molecule: messenger RNA, 794 nt
Organism: Drosophila navojoa
Lineage: Eukaryota; Metazoa; Arthropoda; Insecta; Diptera; Drosophilidae
Product: vesicle-associated membrane protein-associated protein A
Biological process (GO): endoplasmic reticulum membrane organization
Cellular component (GO): plasma membrane; endoplasmic reticulum membrane
Molecular function (GO): FFAT motif binding
Source: RefSeq, a predicted model, not a curated record